Molecule: messenger RNA, 363 nt
Organism: Rangifer tarandus platyrhynchus (Svalbard reindeer)
Lineage: Eukaryota; Metazoa; Chordata; Mammalia; Artiodactyla; Cervidae
Source: the annotation of a GenBank genome assembly
AUGGCCAGGUCCUUCCGUCUUGCGUCUACCUAUCCCCUGGGCCUUGCUGUCAAUUGCAUCAAGAUUGAAGAAGGAGCAGACAAUGGAGGAGGCCUGCAUGUUUCCAUGAACAGCCUCAUAUGGUAUCCAGUGUUCCCCUUCAACAACGGUGCUCCAGGACCCUCAGCGUCUGUACCGACCCUUCUCUCUUCUGAAGUCCUCCUCCUCCUGGGUUUCAUGCGUCUGGCACAUCACCCUCAGGUCUCUACACCAGUGUUACCUUCUUGGUGCAAUCUUCCCUGGCCACUCCACAUAAACUGGUCCCAGCCUUUCACCAUUGCUGUUAUCUAUUGCGAUACUCUGGUGGUUUCUUUGGUCACCUGA